Molecule: messenger RNA, 1636 nt
Organism: Schistosoma intercalatum
Lineage: Eukaryota; Metazoa; Platyhelminthes; Trematoda; Strigeidida; Schistosomatidae
Source: the annotation of a GenBank genome assembly
UAAAGUGUGUGCAAUUCAGUGGGGCUUAUCAUUCGUGGGUAAUGGGUCGUGAGGACGAGGAGUUUGGUCUCGUAGUAAUAGGUGCAGGUCUGGGUCGUACUGGUACCAAUAGUUUAAAAAUUGCUCUAGAGUUGCUUUAUAAAAAGCCCUGCUAUCACUUAAAGGAAAUAUACUUGCAUCAACAUUCACACAUCACGAAAUGGAUGGAACUUGAUAGGAAAUUGAGUGAUUCGCCGGAUAAAAAACUCGAUAAAGCUCUGUGUCAUAAAAUUUUCAAAGGAUACACGGCUGCCAUUGAUCACCCUUCAUGUGCAUACUACAAGGAGUUAUUAGAACUUUAUCCUAAUGCAAAAGUUAUUUUAACUGUCCGUGAUCCUGAAAUAUGGUUAGCUGGUUGUCGUUCCACUAUAUUACCUAAAGAUAUAGAUCAACCACGUUCAUGGUCAUUUCAACUUUUAAGAAAAUGUAUCGGUUUACAACAAUUUCAUGAAUUAUUUCUUAUGAAUUGUAGACGUGUAUUUGGUGAGAAUAUGGAUUUUACCGAUGAUACAGCUAUGUUGAAUGGUUUUGUUAAUUGGAAUCAAAAUGUCAUAAAAACUGUACCAUCUGAACGUUUAUUAAAAUUUGACAUAAGUCAAGGUUGGGAACCAUUAUGUAAAUUUCUUAAUUUACCAAUACCGAAUUGUCCAUUUCCUCAUGUAAAUGAAUAUAAUGAAUUAAGACGUUUAUUAAAAUUAGAGCAACGUGUACUAAAAUUUUCACAAUGGAUUUUACCCAUGUUAAUAUUGUUUAUUUUUGCUUAUAUGUUUUGUAAAUUUUUACUCUAAACCAAUCUACCUAACUAACUUUAUGAAAAACAACAUCAGGUAAACUUAUUUCAGCAUGGAAAUAAGCCUAGUUUUUUUUUUCAUUGUGUUUAAUCGUUACCUCUCUUUUGUGUUACUGUUAUUGUUGUUAUCUAUCAUCAUUAUUUUGAAAUUUAUGAGUAAGUCGUAUUCUGUGUCUUCCUUUUUUGAUGUUUAUUUAAUCUCCUUUUUUUGUUUAUCAGGAUGUAAUGAACUUAUUUGUUAAUGAAAGAAAGAUUUUGUUAUCAUCACAGUUGAUUUGUUUGUAUGUAUGUAGGUGUGUGUAUGAGUGUGGGUGCAUGUAGAGUUUGUUGAUAAAUGCACAUAAACACAUUCCACACAUUCAUAAAUUCUGUGUGUAUUUUUCAAUCGACAUUGUUUUUGUGCUGCACAUUGUAUCCUGUCAAAGUUAUUCUUACGAAAUUCGAUCCCUUGUAACAACUGUUGGUAAUUGUCUUUCUUUUUCUGAAUUGAUCAUUUAUAUUUCAAAACGGGGUUUCCUUAACUUUGUUUUAAAGAGAUUAUGAAAUAAUUACUGAUUCAUGAUUAUAGCAUGAGUUAAUGGGUUUAUUCAUGUAUUGUCCUUUUCUAAGUUUAUUGCUCAGGAUCAUUUCUCUUUUUUUCCCCGUGUUAUAUAACUAUGUAAUUACAAAUUGUACUCAGUUUGCGUGAUUUUGAUUGUUUUUUUUAUUUUAAAAAAAGUAUAAUGAUUUGUGUAUAAACCCUUUUCAUUAUCAUCGUUCGGAUAUAAUUUUACUUAAUGUGAUGCAUAAAUCUACUUAACUGAUCAA